Molecule: messenger RNA, 10674 nt
Organism: Spirometra erinaceieuropaei
Lineage: Eukaryota; Metazoa; Platyhelminthes; Cestoda; Diphyllobothriidea; Diphyllobothriidae
Source: the annotation of a GenBank genome assembly
AUGGCGAACGGCUAUCCUCGUAACUUCAUAGAACGCAACGGGCAGCCUGGUCCAAGCCGAAGUUCGGUGACAGAACGGCCAAAAAUCUGGCGGGCGCUUCCUUACAUUGACGGCGUCUCUGAGGCGGUCUCCCGUCUACUAAGACCACUGCGGAUUGGCAUUGCCCAUCGGCCAGAGUCAACAAUUCGAAAUCUGGUCAUGAGACCUAAGACCCCCCUGCCACGCGGCGAAACAACGAACGUCAUGUAUCGGAUCCAGUGCAGUUCCUGUGAUAUGAACUAUAUUGGAGAGACCGGCAAACGACUGCACACCCGUGUUGCAGAGCACAUGAGGGCAGUUAGGUGGAUGGACCCGUUGUCUCUAGUGGCAGAACACUGCGCAAACUCUGGACACACGUUCGCCUUCCAGAAUGGUGAAAUCCUGGGCCGGGGAAAUGACGGCAUCACGAGGGAAACAAUCGAGGCCUGGUACACUGGCGCGAACUCCAUCAACCGAAGCGUAGCGCUUCCUGCGGCUUACCAGGCCCUCCGGACGCAGCUUAGUGAACAGAAGAGUAGAGUCAGGCUGCGACAAGACAGAAACCCAAGUACGGCCGAGUCCAUGGGGGCCCACACGCGCAGCUGUGCUUCAACCCGAAUCUGACGCAGGUGCGAUCGUCACUACAGCCGCGUCGUCCACUUAUCUGGCAGGUGUGAGGACGAACGAUCGCAGUAACGCCAACGGACCCGAUGAAGGUGCUAUCAUCACUGCCACUCAUGCGGCAGGUGAGAACACAAGUGACUGCAGGGUGACAAAGAAGAUUGCCAGCCUAGGACGAGAGCUAAGGUCAAUGAAAUUAUCCUCAACUAUGGAAGCAACCACCCCGCAGCUCACAAAAGAAGCUGCGUCCGAACUCUGUUCCACCGGGCCUACCGUUAUUGUAACAACAACGAUCUCCUGAACAAAGAGCUUGCUCACCUGUAUCGGUUAUUCCGCUCUAACGGAUAUCCGAUCAGUUUUGUUAAGAACUGUCUCAGGCACCAGACACAGUCGCAAGACCCCACCCCCAACGGAGAGAUUGUGACGCGAAAAUUCUACUCCUUGCCAUAUAUGCGUGGAACUUCCGAAAUAAUCGCUCGGCAGUUCAGCCGCCUGGGUAUUCGCGUUGCCCACAAACCGGCAUCCUCACUACGCGCAGCAAUAUCUCGAGUGAAGGACCCCCUCCCCAAAGAGCAACAAACGAAUGUAAUUUAUCGCAUCCCGUGUGCUAAUUGCUCUUGCGUGUAUGUUGGCCAUACAGGUCGAUGCCUGGGCACCCGUAUCAACGAACACAAACUAGCUAUCCGUCGGCGAGACCCCCUGUCCCUCGUCUUUGCCCAUGCACUCGAGUACGACCACCGAUUCAACUGGGAUGGCACCGAGGUCGUCGCCAUGGCUAACACAAAGCGAGCGAGGGAAUUUCUCGAGGCUUGGUACUCCGAUGCGGGUAGUAUCAACCGCCACGUUGAUUUAGAUGCCCAUUACGAGGGUCUACGUUCACGAAUGACUGCCCCCUACCCUAAUCACGCAUCAACGACCGCGAAUACAGCCGCCCGCAUUCCAACUGAUUCACCACCCGCCCUCCCCCUUCAGCACGGCGUGCCGUAAUUGUUCCGCCUCCUCUCCCUUUCCCCGCCCCUCACUCAGUGACCUACCAUGACCUCGGGAGCCCACCCAACCACCCCCCCCUCACACGUCAGUGGUCUGUUCUGUCCUAUCACGCUAACUGGUCUACUGUGACAACAUAACUUUCUCCCUCGUUUUCAUUUCGUCUGACGACGGGUUGGUGUUACCAGCUCGAAAAUUCACGAGUAAAACUCGGUUUUUCCGAAGAACCACUUCUACUUUUCAAUAUAUAUAUAUAUAUAUAUAUAUAUAUAUAUAUGUGUCACGCAAAAGUGGGACCCUCACUGAUGCGGUUAGGAUCUCACUCGGUCCCAUGCUGUCCGUCUGCCAGCUUGCUACUGGCGACAAAGAGUUUGUGUGCCAUAGGACACACACACAUAAUACGUAAGCAGUCUACUAAGAGUGCUGCAAGACGUUUGCCCGGCUCGUGGUCCGCGUGCGCGCGUGUGAGUGUGUCAGCAACCGUGAUGUGGGCACGAAUGACUAAGCGCUUACCUAACGUGAGAGCCAAUCAGCGCGAACCUGGUGAUUCGAUUGGCUGAUUACAGGGUUUGUGCACGCCUGCGGUUGGCUGCCUUUGAGGCUGAAUGUGCGCACGUUUCAUACGCUGGAAAGUCUUGAUCAGAUUAUGCCUAUCGUGGCGUACGUAUGUAAGCAUUUUGGAAUUACAGGCGAAGUUCUUGAUGACCCUAUUCAUGUACGGUUGGGUUCAUAAAUGCAAUUAUAUACAGUCAGCAUCAAAUAUAGUCGUUUGCAAAGCUUAGGGGAGGUGUUACACCAAAUGUGCGAGAUUCGUUACAUGAGAAAUGAAACCAGGAAGUGAAGUUUAUGACUGGCCAUAUAUAGUUCCGCAGUGACCGUCGUCGUUUAACAAAAAUCGGCUAGAUCGCAGUUGGUAGCCAGGAAUAAGGAAGCGGACGGCGACCUUAACUCUUAUCCCAACCUUAGCCCUAACCCCAACCUUAAACGUUAACCGCUAACCCUUACGGCAACCCUAACCCUAAACCUAACCGAAAUUGUAAAUAUAAUCGUAGCCCUAAGACAUAGCCGUAACUGAGAAAAGUAACCAUAAUACUAAAACCUAAUCGUAAACUCCAACCCUUACCGUAACCCGAAAACCUAAGCCUAAAGGGUAUAACCCUAACCCGAAAAUAGGAAAUCCUUAACCGGUACCCUAAUCCUAACCUCAAACGUAAAACGGAAGCCAAAUGGGUCAGUUGUGAUUAUGUAACACCACAAGAGUCCCCCAGUAAACAAACCCCAGCCACCUGUAAUACGGGACCUGGCUACCAACUGCUUUCUAGCCCAAAAAUCAAAUUGUCCAACUGCCUUUUGAAUAAAACCAUGGGAUCAUAUGUCACCAUUUAAAACAGGAGUGAGCUCCACGGUCAAAAUACCCGGUGACUGAAUGACAACGUUCGUUAGUCUAGGCGCUUAAAUUCGUGUUUAACCUUGCAGUGAUGACGGCGCAGGUGACUCAUGUUUGCAAAUUUGAAGAAACCGCCAGGUUUAAGCGGACAGUUAUAUCUGCGGGAAGCGCGGAGUGUCCGACGCAGGUUGUACCUCACUCGUCCAUAUGACAGGCGAAACAAAUCGAGCUUGAUCAGUCUUUCCGGAUAUGGCAGAGUUCUAAGGCUGUCCAUCACUUUAGUCGUGCGUCGUUGCACCUGCUCGAUGGAACCACUGUCCAGCACAUCCGUGAUGACAUUCCGUAUUCCAAAUGAAGUCUAACGAACGCACUAAAGACACACACGAAGAGUUCGGGAAGAAUGACAUGGGGGCGCGUGUAAUUCAAUGCAACAAGUUCGAAUUUGUCAGGGAUGGGGGGGGGGGCUUAUGUGCGCUUGAGACGAUACGCAAGUCCAACAGGGCGCGGCACUUCGGCAGGGGAGUGCGGAGUUCACUGAUAUCUCCAUCAUUUUCUACAUAAAACCGCCUCGGGUCAUUUGCAAGACAAGGGCUGCCCCUUGAUGGGUGGUGCGACCAGGAGCACGCUUUGAUGGGACCCCGACGGGUCUUUAAUAAAAAAAUUAUCUAUCUAUCACGGGACACUGGUACGACGACAAGGUGAGGUACACCUGAUCCGUUUUGCUUAGGGCAUGGCCGCAAAAACUCACCAGUCGAGCAUGCCCCACGAAAGGCCUGAGGCCUGAAAUCAGGUCAGCGGAACCUGGAUGAAGGCUCGAUUCCCUGACACAGAAACCCCAUAUCAAUGCAUCUCAAUGUAAGCUGUAUGCCGGAAGGCGGUCAUUCGGAAUUUUUCGCCUUCCAGUGUGCAGCGACGACUCCUACGCAUAAAUGGCGUCUCGCUGGUAUUGCACGACAAUUUUAUAAACAGACUGGCUCAGAGUAAAUACCGCCUCCUCGGAGCAAAGAAGUAUCGGAGCUAUGAUGUUAAGAUCAUGUAAACCAGCCACUAUGAGUCAGACCAAAGGUAUGCAAGCAUCUGCCAUGACAGGAUCAGCGAACCACGGCCCUCGCAGCCUGGUGUGCGCUGGUAAUUCUCCGACACCCGGUUCUCUGUCGGUAGAUGCGAUUGCGAUCCCGCUGGGUAUAGAGGUCGCCAGCGUGACUGUCCAGUCAUCCUUGUCCUUCUAACCCGUUGCGGCGUUGUUUUUGGUUAAAAUCCCGGUCAAGUACCAUGUGGACCAGGGGAUGUGGAGUGGAGCGCGAAGGUACGGGCUCGACCGCAUCCUCCACCUGCGCCCUUUCCUGCCCUCGGUCUUCUUGACUGUUUCUUUGACACCGGGUCCAGAUAUGGAGGAGGAGAGGGUGUGGUAGACGCUGCGCAAGUCCACACACUAUAAACUAAUUCCCGUGCAAGUCGCCGUGCCUGCUUCAACUUGCUAUGGAGCACACGGUGGACAUCGCCGGGCACGACGCCGAACUGUAAUGGGUCAGAUACGUACAAACGAAUUGUAAAGUGCUAAAGUUGCAGGUUUAAACAGCAACUUUUUCCUGAGUUCCAGAGGCCGUCUCCUGAUUCUACAGUGGCGAAUAGAGAGCUCGGUUAGAUACGCUAGGCACCACAAACUGAACUGAUAUUAAAGAUAGCGGUAAGUGAUAUCGUUUCUUGAUAACUGGCCGGAAGAACGUGUGCUGGAAAACGUUUUAUUUUUUAACCAGUUAUGCAAUAACCUUCGUUAUCGGUCACUGGUUCCCAUCAAGAAACUAAAUCUUAAAUAGUUUGUUUUUGUGCACAGAAUUCCGAGAACCCACUUCUGACAUCAUCGAUACUUCGUAAUUUUUUUCCACACAGGAAGUGCAGCAGAGAUCUAAACAAGUGAUCAUCGGUUGGCUAACAACCAGGUGCAUACGAUAGAUGAAGCAAAAGCUUCCAUCCCAAACGUCGGGUCUUUUUCUGGGUUUGUCGGGUUGCAUGUGGUCUCGCGUUGUCAUGCAACAGAAUGGCACCGCUUGUGUUGGUACGCGCUGGAUGUUUACUGGUAAGAGCUUGGGUCAGACGUCCUGACUAUUGCCUAAGGAGGUCUGCUGUUAUAGUCUCUAAACAGACAGCCAGGCUUUAUUGGAGUAUGACUCUGAUUUCGGCGUACAAACUUGUGCCUGUACCGUAGAAAGCCACUGGUUUGCGCGCUUUUUGGUAACGUAAAGAAGCUACCUCUGAUCCCCAGUGCUAAUUCGAUUAAGAAAUAACUUCCACUCCCAUCUGCUGAUUGCUGAACGCCCGGCUUUGUUCUCCAUCAGAAGUUGGUGUGGGAUCCAGACCCCUUGUCUACUGACUUGCCCUAUCUGUUGAAGAUGAUCCUGAACAGAAGCCCAUGACGAGUUUAGUCUGUCUGAUCAUUCCUCCAUGGCCUAAAGAGGACCUAUCGCAGCAGCCUGAGCCGAAAGUGAGACCCUUGCCACUACGACCUUCAGGCUCGGUCCCGUCUGACUCGGCCUUGAAUCUGAUUGGCCAGUUGGGAAGUCGAGUGGGCGAAUGACAAGCAGCCCUGGCAUGCAUGUGCAGACACGCGUUGCGGUAGGCUCUCAGAUUAGGGUCACUACAGACCUGCCCCAACAGUUGAGCGCAAAAGGUAAUUAGUGGACGAUGGGUAUCAGGGAGGCCGAAACCGCCCAAUCAGAAUCCCGAGAAUCAACGCCGCCACUUGAGGAUAUCCAAGGCAUCCGGAUAAACACCACAAAUCGAUGCGUUGUUUCCCCUGCGAAAUUCAUACGGCAUACAAUGACGGCCAUGACUGCCUCCAGAGUCUACGUCUCCUAUUUUGUUGUCUAAUCUAAAGAAGCAGUAUUCAUUAUCAAAAUCUAAACACUAUAUCUAGCGAAUUCAAAAAGCCAGAACAGUCAAACGGAGGAGACAUGAACACCUGACAAGUAAGAUUCAAAUUAAGAUUGUAGAAAGUGGCAUUGCUUCCCGGCACCCCUAAUACAUACAGAGUAAAACCAAGGCAACAACUGGAAUAGCGUAAGAAUCAGGCAUCAAUAAUGUGUCAAUGUAUUCCAGCAAGAUGUCUUUAUUUUGACACAAUUUGCCGAGAGGGUGAGAUAAAAACGAAGAUAUGAAGUACGUCUGGCCGGAAAGCGCGUGAGUGAGUCUUGAACAGAUGCUGCCUCGGUCUCAGUCGCAUCGCAGUCAGCCAAUCUUUGUGGGGUGCCUGGCUCGAGGCCCCAUCCAUGAAAAUCUGGCGCAUCCUGCAGGGACCAGGUCGCGUGUGCGGCACGCAUAGACGGGUUGUUUAGCUCUGUUAAGUACCCCGCCCACAUCCGCCCCAAGUCGUGUUAAUAUUGUCUCGUCAUAGGAAAGGGUGGGUGGGGGAGAGAGCUAGGUAGAUGCUGCGCAAGUCCACAGCACUUUUAAACAAGUCUCCACGCAAGUCACCGGCGCUGUACCCGCUACCUAAGGCACAUGGUGGAUGUCGUCGCUCGCGACGACCGAACUGUCACGUGAUCUGCCUAAAGGAUGAGAUGGACACUAGAGGGGGCCAUCUAAGGACGAAACUCUGCGCCUAGAACAACUUCUGCCUCGGUCUCAGUCGCAUUUCAGUCAGUCAGCCUUCGUUUUUCCGCUUAGGGGAGUGAUUGGUGACGCCCUCCCGCAUACGAUGACUACGUUAAUCUGCUCUGGGAAGCCGAAAAAGGUUAUUUGCUCCCUGGGGAUGGUGUCCGCCGUCUUAUCCAAAUUUUAAGGCCGAGCAGGGGUGAUCUGUCGACGCAACUCUUUGGAAAUAACAGGAUGAAUCCACUCAUGGUCCUUUUAAGGCAUUCUCCAGUCAAAAGACUGAUGAUGAAUCCGGUCACUGUCAUGUGAUCACAUGGAAGGAGUGCCUACAAAAGGAGACUAGAAUGGCCGUCUCGGUUUAUCAGCCGUCGUCAGUCACCUAGCUUCAGGGUUGUAUGACUCGAGACUCGAGACCGGAUUCCUUGUUCUCAAGAGCGGCAUUGCUUCCCGGCAUCCCUAAUACACACAGAACAAAACUAAGGCAAUAAUUGGAAUAGCGUAAGAAUCAAGCAUUAAUAAUGUGUCAAUGUGGUCCAGCGAGAUUUCUUUAUUUUGGCACAAUUUGCAGAGGGUGAGAUAAAAACGAAGAUUUGAAGCCGGAAAGCGCAUGAGUGAGUCUGGAACAUCGCUGCCUCGGUCUCAGUCGCAUCGCAGUCAGCCAACCCUUGUGGGGUGCCUGGCUCGGGGCCCCUUCCAUGAAAAUCUUGCACAUCCUGCAGGGACCUGCUCGCGUGUGUGGCACGCGUAGACGGGUUGUUUAGCUCUGUUAAGUACCCCGCCCAAGUCCGUCCCAAGUCGCCGUAAUAUGGUCUCGCCAUCGGAUCAAGAUGGGUGGGAAAGGGAGCGAGGUAGAUGCUGCGCAAGUCUGCGGCACUUUUAAACUAAUCCCCGCGCAAGUCACCGGUGCUGUGUCCGCUCUCUAAGUCACAUGGUGGAUGCCGUCGUUAGCGACAGCCGAAAUGUCACGUGAUCUGCCUAAAGGAUGAGAUGGACAGUAGAGGGGGCCAUCUGAGGACAAAAAUAUGCGCCUAGAACAACCACUGCCUCGGUCUCAGUCACAUUUCAGUCAGUCACCCUUCAUUUUUCCGAUUAGAUGAGUGGUUGGUGGCGCCCUCCCUCAUACGAUGACUACGUUAAUUUGCUCUGGGAAGCCAAAAAGGGUAAGUUGCUCCAUGGGGAUGGUGCCCUCCGUCUUUUCCGAAUUGUUAGGACGAGUAGGGGUGAUGUGUCGGCGCAACUUUUCGAAACUAACAAGAUGAAUCUGCUCAUGGUCCUUUUAAGGCAUUCUCCAGUCAAAAGACUGAUGACGAAUCCGGUCACUAUCAUGUGAUCACAUAGAAGGAGUACCGUCGUCAGCCAUCUAGCCUCAGGGUUGCAUGACUCGAGAUUCGAGACUGGAUUCCUUGUUCUCAGAUCGAACGCCAAGUCCACACUGUGCUGCCAUUUGUGAUACCGUUAGGUAAUUUACAGGGUGUGGCGACACGCCUAGGUGCGGCUCCGGCCGCGCCCUCCCCUACCCACGUUCUUUUCUACGCUGGGCUCAGAUAAGGGAGAGAGUGCGGCAGAUGCAGAGCAAGUCUACAUUCGCUAUAAUCUAAAUCACGCGUAAGUCGGCGUGCCUGCUCUUCACCUCACUGUGAAGCGCAUAGUGGACAUCGUCGGCAACGACGGCAGGCAAUAAACAACAGACAGCCGCUCCCUACGACGUUAUUUAGACUUACCCACGAACUUGCCCAAAAACCCAGCCUGGUCACAGGCUUGAACUGCCACCAACGACCACAAAUAGCUCACAGUCAUCCUUUUCAGUUAGAAAUAGUUUCGGCGUGAGAGAUCCAAGUCCGGGAACUCUCAGGGACGUCUGAAUGGCAUGGUAUGCCGAUACUUUGUAGUGCCAAGACUAGGUGAGGUAAAAUGUUGACUUCAUCUCAGAAGACCACCACGUGUCAUAAUCAAUCUGCUUUUCUGCCACCCAAACCUUAGCAGACAAUUUCGAAGGUGGGUGAACUUUGGAGAUUUUGGUCGUAAAUGCCCCUCUGAACUACUCCAGUCUUGUUCCUAUUAAACCUAUCCCUUCUCGCUUCGGACGCGAUGAUACUUACUGAAAGCUAAUUUAAUGAUCCCUGUUGUAACCAAAUAGUAGAUAUUGGCCGACUGCUUCUAAUUAACCCCUUCACUUCAUUUGCGCUUAAGAACGUACGGAGGCUCCCCCUUGUUUAUAGCAUUAAACGCUAAUGAAGUGAUCAAACAGCAAAAAGCGCAGAUGUCCCUGUCGAACCUGUUUCCCGUGGUUUUAAAGCACACAUUUCGGUUGAGUUUCGUAAGCACAAUUUCCACAGAAAGAAUCAACUGCCUCGAGAAGGGCUAGACUAAUUGACCGUCAUCCUCCGGCUUCCCUUCCGGCCGGGUGGAACUCCACUUGAGAGAUACUCAAAUGCUCUACUGCCCUGCGAUACUUAUGCAAAGUUCUUUUGGUUUUCCUAAAGCGGCAAGUUUGGUCUCUACGAUUAAAAGUCCGAUUGGCAGACUAGGAGAUAGGAGACCAUAACUAUUUCUAAAUUGGAGUAUCUACCAGAAAACACACGGCGAAUGCUGGGGGAUCCACUGAGAAGCCGAACCCCUCACAGCUGCGCCAUACAGCCGCAAAACAUUGGCGAAACACGCGUGUAUGGGCUUUUGGCUAGUACCUUUGCUGUUAGUAUGGUAUCACCUUACCUUAAAGUAUAUUACUAGCUGCCUGUCGGCAAUUAAUGAAUAUUACGCGGUUUCCCGCUGUGGCUGAUGGACUUUGGUCCAAAUAUUCAUGCAUGAAAUUCUCGGUCUGAGCCUAUAGACCUUGAAUAAACUGAUCUACUCCAACUUUGCGGAUAAUUUCUGAGGAAAUUAAAAAGCGGAACUAUAACAGCCAGAAAACGUGUCGCCGAGCGGAGUCGAAGUAAUGCCAUCCAGAUUUCGGUUAAGAAGGCCCAGCUCUCGCGGUCACUGUGCAAGGAACUGCGCCUUUACUAGACUGAAUAUUCCAAGGUAUGAACAACUGCAAGGCAGAAAGCAUGAAAAACUUUCCCCAGAAUCUGCGUUUGGUCCACGCGUCACUGUCAACUUGAAGUAGACAGUUUUAAAUAUCUCGGGGCGAGGCUGCUGCCUAAUGGACAGAGUAAGGACGACAUCGUCUCCCGAAUGGAUGCUGCCCGCUGGGUUUUCUCAAGCCUUCGGAUGCGACGCGACCUCUCCAUCGCCACUAAGAUUCGCGUGCACCGUGCGUAUGUCCGGUCUGUCCUUCUCUAUGCUUGUGAAUGCUGGGCAGUGCGCGUGGAGGACGAGCGAAAACUAGAGGUAUUUGAUCACCACUGCUUGAGGAUCAUCCUUCGAAUGAAGUACACCGACUCCGCUUCAAAUGAGACAGUCCGCGCUCGCUGCGACAACAUCACAAGGAUAACUCAGGCCAUCCAAGAAAGACGACUUAAGUGGUUCGGGCAUGUUCUUCGUCGUCCACCUCAGGAGCUCACUGUUACUGCCCUCGAUCCGGCACCGUCGCACCAUUGGAGGCGUCGAAGAGGGGGUCAGUUCAAAACUUGGCUCGACACAGUUUGUCAAGACAUGGAGGUGGUUCUUGGACCUUCGGUCUAAGUCGUUGGCGAAGGGAAUAGGUUGAGCUGUCCAGAUCUGCUGGCGCGGAUCGUCACGCGUGGAGAGGUACAGUUCGGGACAUCAUCGAGGCAGGCUAGAUCAGGCAUGAUCGCAGCCGUAUCAGGUACAAGUACACACGUCACUGUUUUCGUAAUCAGCAUUUCAUUUGUCAAAGGUCUAGCCCACUGUCUCAAAUGUCUCAGCAAGGCCGGGUGGAGCAACGUGGCAGUAACCAAGGAACCUGCAUCCACCAGCCGACUUGGUUUAGCUCUGCUACUGCUUCCAGAGAGGACAGAACUGAGAGUGCUCACGAGAGUGCCCGGGUUCGAGUCCCGCCCCGACCACUUCCCCUCAUGGAACCCGCCGACUGGUUUAAAAUAGCCGAACUCCAGAAUCCUCCAUCUCAGGACAGGUAUUUGAAGGUUCCCAGUGGUACUGCACCGUAG